AAGACCAGGAUCAAAGAAACCGGCAAGACCAUCAUCAUUGGCUCAGUCCCUCCCCCACACUCAGAGCGCCAUGGCCACCACCACCGAGAACCACCCCCCUUCUCUCAAGAUCUACGCCGGUGCCGACGCCUUCGGCUGCGACCUCAAGGACGCCCUUCUCUCCCACCUCCGCUCCAAACCAGGAAUCGAGGUCAUCGACCUUGGCACCGACAAGUACUACACCAUCGCCGAGCGCAUCGGCCACAACGUCAGCUCCGCCGCCGGCAAAACAACCUCCGGAUCCGAAACCCGCGGCCUCCUCGCCUGCGGCACCGGCGUCGGCGUCUCCAUCUUCGCCAACAAGUUCCCGCGCGUCUACGCUGCCACAUGCACUUCUGUCGAUGAAGCGGUCAACACUAGAUCCAUCAAUGAUUGCAACGUCCUCUCCGUCGGCGGCAUGGGCACCAAAGCUGAAGAGGGAGUCCGGAUCCUUGAUGCCUGGCUUCAAACCCCUUUCAAAGCCCCUUGCCCUGCCUCCGGCGGUGCACCCUGGCCGGAGGACAUCCAGGCUUUCUUUGAUACCUCCACUCAGGAAAUGGCUCGCAUCCCUUCCUCCGUAUCCAACUGCGCCAUCUGCUGUCUCCGCAAGGGGAUGGAGUUCGAGCCAGUGGGGAUCAUGCCUGGCGGUGAGAUGAAGAUCGUGAGAGAGAGCCCUACUUCGGCGAUUCUUAAGUUUACGGCGGGGAGUGUUGAACCUGCUCACCAUCACACGUUCGGUCAUGAUUUGUUGGUGAUAAAGGGGAGGAAGAAGGUGUGGAAUCUCACCAAGGGUGAAGCGUAUGAAUUGCUGGAAGGGGACUUUCUCUUCACCCCAGCUGGGGAUGUGCAUCGUGUGAAGUACUUUGAGGAUACUGAAUUCUUCAUCCGUUGGGAUGGGGAUUGGGAUAUCUUCCUGGAUGAGGACCUCAAAGCUGCUGCUGAUGCUAUUGAGAAGGAACUUGGAGGGAACAAGUGAAAUGGUACAUUCUCAAACCUUACUGCGGCUGCUUCUGUUGUUGUUGUGGUUGUUCUUCGUAUCAUCUUGCUUAUGCUGAAUACAUAUUGUAUUGCUGUGUCUUGAUGUGCGGCUGCUGCUGCUGCUGUUGUUGUGGUUCUUCUUAUCAUCUUGCUUGUGCUAUAUAUAUAUAUAUAUAUAUAUAUAUAUAUAUUGUAUUGCUGUGUCUUGAUGUGAUGAUAAGACUUUUUGAUCGCUUUGCUUUCUGUAUUUUGGGUUCUUAUUGACUUAGAAUAAAUAAUAAAAACCCAGGAAAUAUACCGCUUUUGAUGUCUAA
This is a messenger RNA of Dioscorea cayenensis subsp. rotundata (Guinea yam), 1310 nucleotides long. RefSeq names its product DNA damage-repair/toleration protein DRT102. Gene Ontology annotation, biological process: carbohydrate metabolic process. Bases 71 to 994 code for a protein of 307 amino acids. Gene Ontology annotation, molecular function: isomerase activity. Lineage: Eukaryota; Viridiplantae; Streptophyta; Magnoliopsida; Dioscoreales; Dioscoreaceae. The record is from RefSeq and is a predicted model, not a curated record. The transcript has a single exon.